UUUCUUCCUCCUCAAUCACAACCUCUGUUUCUCACUCCUUUCCACCAACUUUCAAAUUGCUUACAGGAAGCUUAAGAAAAAGCUUCCAAAUUGCUACAAUGGCGACUGCUUCCACUUCUUCUAGUACCAUUUGGGCUAACCCUAACCCCAGAACCACAUUCUCAUCGUCUCCUAAACUCCCUUCUUCUUUUUCAGUAUCUUCCAGGAAGAAACUGAAAAAAAUCAGUUGUGCUCUUCAAUCACCUUCGAUUCUCCAAUUUCCCAAACAAUCUCCCUUUCAAUUACCUUCUUCGACACCGGAUUCAUGGAACUUGUUGCAGAAAUUUUCAGCUAUGGCAUUGGACGCAAUCGAGAAUGGUUUAAUAGAACAAGAAAAAAAACACGCUUUACCCAAAACAGCUGAUCCCAAAGUUCAAAUUUCCGGAAAUUUCUCUCCUGUCCCAGAGCAAUCUGUUCGCCACUGCUUACCAGUCGUCGGAGAAAUUCCAGAGCAUGUUCAAGGCGUGUACUUGAGAAAUGGGGCUAACCCGUUGUUCGAGCCUACUUCUGGCCACCAUUUGUUUGAUGGCGAUGGUAUGAUCUACGCCGUGAAGUUUGAAAAUGGAUCGGCGAGCUUCGCUUGCCGCCAUACGGAGACACAAAGGCUUGUCCAGGAACGUGCUCUUGGAAAGCCGGUUUUUCCAAAGGCGAUCGGAGAACUCCAUGGCCAUUCUGGCAUCGCUAAGCUGUUGUUGUUUUAUGCUCGUGGGCUAUGUGGGUUGGUUGAUCACAGUCAAGGCAUUGGGGUGGCGAACGCCGGUUUGGUUUACUUUAACAACCGGCUUUUGGCCAUGUCGGAGGAUGAUUUACCUUACGAAGUGCGGGUUACCCCCACCGGCGACUUGAAAACUGUCGGAAGGUAUAAUUUCGACGAGCAAUUGAAGUCCACCAUGAUUGCACACCCAAAACUUGAUCCGGUUUCCGGCGAGCUUUUCUCACUGAGCUACGACGUGAUCCAGAAGCCUUACCUGAAGUACUUCCGAUUUUCACCGGAUGGAACGAAAUCAAAAGACGUAGCGAUUGAUUUGGCAAAGCCUACUAUGGUUCAUGAUUUCGCAAUUACAGAGAAUUUUGUGGUGGUGCCUGACCACCAGGUGGUUUUCAAGAUGUCGGAAAUGAUCACUGGUGGGUCUCCGGUGGUCUAUGACAAAGAAAAAGUGUCACGUUUUGGUGUUCUUGAUAAGUACGCCGAUGAUGGUUCUAGCAUCAAAUGGGUCGAAGUUCCCGACUGUUUCUGUUUCCAUCUCUGGAACGCUUGGGAAGAACCAGAAACCGACGAAGUAGUCGUGAUCGGAUCCUGCAUGACUCCGGCGGACUCCAUUUUUAACGAAAACAACGAAGAAUUGAAAAGCGUUUUGUCUGAAAUUAGACUUAAUCUAAAAACCGGAAAAUCCACGCGUCGGGCUAUAAUUUCCCCCGAAAAUGACGUCAAUCUGGAAGCAGGGAUGGUGAACAAAAACCUUCUUGGCCGGAAAUCUAAAUACGCUUAUCUUGCAAUAGCUGAGCCAUGGCCGAAGGUUUCAGGUUUCGCCAAAGUCGACCUCUCCACCGGGGAAACCAAGAAAUUCAUCUACGGCAACCAAAAGUACGGCGGCGAGCCUCUGUUUCUUCCAAGAGACCCCAAUUCCGAAACCGAAGACGACGGCCACAUCUUGACCUUCGUCCACGAUGAGAAGACAUGGAAAUCGGAGCUUCAAAUCGUCAACGCAAUCACAUUACAAUUGGAGGCGACUGUGAAACUGCCGUCGAGGGUUCCAUAUGGCUUCCAUGGAACAUUCAUAAGCGCCAACGAUUUGGCAACACAAGCUUGAAGAAACAGAGCCCAAAAAGCUUCCUUUUUCCGGUGCCGGCUGCAUAAGAGAUUUUACCAGAGGGAUGGCUGAGAUACGUCCCCGGAAAUCUUCUCUUGAAACAUAAACCUCCGACGUCUUUUGGGGGCUUUUCUGUAAAAAAUUAAAUCUUUUGGGCUCUUUUUGGAUUUACAUAGUAUUUGAGGGGCCAGCUUGUAGCUUUUUGUGUAUGUACAAAUUGAAAGCUCAGCUUGGUUCCCUGUUAUAGUUUUGGGUACAAUCGUGACAGCGUGAAGUACAUACGUUUUCAGCCAGUUUGUGAAGACUAUUUUAUUGAUAAUAAACGGCAAUAUACUUUAUGUUGUAUUAAGUAUGAA
Molecule: messenger RNA, 2206 nt
Organism: Lactuca sativa (garden lettuce)
Lineage: Eukaryota; Viridiplantae; Streptophyta; Magnoliopsida; Asterales; Asteraceae
Product: 9-cis-epoxycarotenoid dioxygenase NCED1, chloroplastic
Biological process (GO): carotene catabolic process
Cellular component (GO): chloroplast stroma
Molecular function (GO): carotenoid dioxygenase activity
Source: RefSeq, a predicted model, not a curated record